GGGCGGCAGCAGCGUGUUUCGGUCCUGUGACAGCGCUAACGGAAGCCUAUCGGGACGCUCACCGGGACAGAAAGUGAAAGCAGCUGCUGUCUGUCCGUCGAGGUGCUGAUGGAAGCUCGGCAGAUGUGCUCCAGCUGUCAUGACCGCUCUCAUCUGGAUGCUCUCAUGGCUGCCUCUGAUCCUGCCAGCUGUAGGUACCGUUCCAAAGCCCGUCAACAUCUCCGUGACAUCACUCAACUUCAGUUAUAUACUGAAAUGGGAGGCGGGACCAGGCACACCUCCAGGGGUCUACUAUAACGUUGAAUACACAACUGAGAGGAAACAUAGCUGGAACCCGGUGGCCGGCUGUGAGCGUGUGCAGAAGCCUCUGUUUUGUGACUUGACGGCGGCGUUCUCCGUCCUAACGGAGAAGUACUUUACAAGGGUUGGAGCUCAGCUGGGAGGCCAGGUCUUUGGAGACCCGAACGAGACCGGGGUCCCAUUCAAACCCAUCAAACACCUGAGCCUGCCGCUGCUUAGCGUGGCGCCCAGCGACAGAAGCCUGAGCGUGGAUCUUCACCCUCCGCUGGAGCGCCUCAGGCAGAGCUACAACAUUCUCCAUUACGAGCUCCAGAUCAGCAGCAGCAACCCGGAUAAGAUGGAGUUCAUCAAGACUGUGUCUCUGAAGAGCUAUAAGUGGGAUCGUUUGGAGCCCGGCAGGCGGUACUGUGUCGCCGUGCGAUUCUGGGACAAAUUCGAGGACAUUGGCUCCAACUUCAGCCUGCCUGAGUGUGCUACAAUACCAGCCAUCUUCUCUCCAGACCCGCUGAUCUCGGGCAUGUUGUGCUCGUUGGUGAUCGUCGUCAUGUUCUGCAUCUUCAUGCUGAUCUUGACCGGGUUCAUCUGUCUGAGACGGAGGCUGCUGCCGUCGGUUCUGACGACCAUCCAUCACCUGGAGGAGGCGGGGCUCAACGAUCCCUGCAUCAUCUCCCCACUGAACAUUGAGCAGACGGCGCCCUCUGCAGGCAAGAAAGGAAGCAGCUGCUCCUCCUCGGACGAGAGUGAUGAGGAGAGUGAGACGGAGAGCACGGGCACAGGAGGGGCGUACACACAGCGGGCGGGCGCGAACCUCCUCUCCUCUUCAUCCUCUUCAUCAUCAUCUUUGAUUCAGCCCAAACCACCGCCUGUUGUCUCCUCCAAUCAG
Molecule: messenger RNA, 1183 nt
Organism: Neolamprologus brichardi
Lineage: Eukaryota; Metazoa; Chordata; Actinopteri; Cichliformes; Cichlidae
Source: RefSeq, a predicted model, not a curated record